Messenger RNA from Cyclospora cayetanensis, 1197 nucleotides. RefSeq lists its product as uncharacterized. Lineage: Eukaryota; Apicomplexa; Conoidasida; Eucoccidiorida; Eimeriidae. The record is from RefSeq and is a predicted model, not a curated record. Bases 1 to 1197 code for a protein of 398 amino acids. The transcript is spliced from 4 exons.
AUGGAGACUGAUUUGUUGCAGCAGCUACAUGACGGACUGAGUCAGUCCAACAACCGCAGGGGCCGUCAGGGCGGCUUGGGGGGCGUAGCUGGGCAAAAGGAUACACAGAACUCGCAUUGUUUUUUCAAUGAAGACGGUGACCUACACAAGCCCAAGUGCACCGGAUUAUCCUGCGUCCUAGUGCUGCCCUGGUUAAAUACAGCCGUAGCCACCAUGUACCAUCGACGCUCUCUAACGCGCGAGGAAGCAAAGGUCUUUGUGCAGUGCUGUUUGCCAUUUUGCCGGUUCUCUGUAGCGGACUCUACGCGAACUUUGUCAAAGGCGCCACGCUCGGCGCAUGUAAAGGCAAGUCGUUCUGCUAUUGCUGCUGCUUGCGUCCUUGUUGCCUGCCCGGUGUCGCGUGUCGGAGUGUGGGGUGCGGGACAUGUCACCAGAGAGCAUUGGGAGAAGCGAAAAGAGGGAAGAAGAAUCGCAGUCUUCCCUGUGUCGUGUUUAUGCUUGUUCCUCCUAUUUGCAGACAAAACGUGCACUAUCAUUAAAGCAAAAAGCAAGAUCCCGCAAGACGAUUCGGAGGAGGAAGCGCCUCCAGCAUCAGCAGGUGGAUCGGCUCGCAGGACGAAGGCGAAAGGCGCAUGUGUUGAAGUCGAUGCAUCAGGGUGUACAGACACUGAAUCGGUAGAGACGGAGGCCUUAUCCAAAAAGCGCAAGAAAAGAAGGCAACCGGACGGAUCGUGCAGCAAUGACGAUUCCUCCGCUGCUGAUCCAGCUGCGCUUGCCUGCGUUUCAGAGGCUCUUGCAUGCGGAGGUUCCCUCCUGCGGAUAACUAUGCGGGGAGGACGGCAGUCCCUAAGAGAGCAUCUGAAGGCUGUUCUUCCUCGCUGCUGCCUUUUUCACGUUGUCGGCGGUUGCGGUGCAGUAGAUGUGCUACUGCAGCGAGGCACAGAUAGGGGCACUCUUCGACAAAAACGUCUCCACGUAACCCAUAUCCAUGGAACCUGCAAUUUACGAGACGCUGACGCCAACUGGCCGUCCCUUACCGGCCUCUUUCAGCCUAAGGAAACAACCAAAGAGCUCAAAGAGCAAUACAUUAAUGCGACAUUCGGGGUUGACGACUUCGUUGCUGGAGGCCGGGACGUUUGCGAGAUUUGGGGCUUUGCCAUAGACAAGCGUGGCGCAUGCAUCGCUCCGAGUUCCUGA